AUGGCAAAGGAAGAUCAGGAACUGCCGCUGCAGCCACUCAGACCUCCCCUCUUAACCCGACUGAAAUGGCACUUCAGAGAUGGGCUUGAUUACUUUAACGAGUUGAACUUCCCGCGUGUCAUGUACCAUCUGCUGUCCAUUGUCUACUUCUGCUUCAUCCUGUACCUCACGUACUACGUCCUGCCCUUACCUGGCCAUUGGACUCCUAUCCAGCAAUCCGACAAAGUGCCCGUGGUCUCUCAGGAUCUAAACAAGCAAGUCUCCACCAAAUGUCUGUUGUGUGGGCACAAACCUGACGUCCAAGUGAACCAGUUACUUUGGUUCUUUUCGCGGAUCUUCCGAGCCUACUGUCCUCGCCGCAAGGAUCUUCUGGAGGCAAUGUCAGGAGGGGGUAGGAUCGGGUUUGAUGCACCAUACUUUCCAAGAGACUGUCAUUACCGUUGGUACUCGGUGGAAGAGAUCUGCAUGAUCCUGGAACGCUUUGACGCCAUCGUCUUUGUGGGUGAUAGCAGCAUCCAGGCCAUCUACAACGGACUCAGCAUCCUCUUGCGACAAGACUUGACUCACGGAGCCCUUAGGACCUGGGACAUGGACAAGGAGAAGCUCCGUCAAUGCAGUUGUGACAACCAGUUCACCUCUCAAGCCUGCUCCGAGCACUUCAUCACAUCUAGCAACGACCUCACAAGCCACCAUCUAGGCCGCGCCGAUCACCCCUAUCUCUGCAGCCGAACGGCCCAUUCCUUCCUCGAGACCGGCGGCUCACCCUCCCCAUCAUUUGCGAUUGAAAAGUUCAAACAAAUAGUCCCUCGCGUGGGACGAUCAAACUAUCACCCGAUCGCUAUCGUCCACGGGCUCUCUCCGAACACUGCGACCCCGGAGACUGCCAUCGCGUCGCUCGAAGAAUUCUUGGCCCUGGCAGACUCGUCGCACAGAAAGACGCCUAUGCUCUGGAUCGGCCCCACUGCGUCCGGCCACACUGAGAUCCGCGGUCGCAAGGGAAACCAGGAGAUAUGGGACUUUGAUCGGCGCCUUGCGUUCGUGGCCGAGGACAACGACGUAGAAGUGUUGAGAAUGUGGAACAUGACGGUGCAGACAACCAGUUGGGACGGAAUGAGGUUUGGAGAAAAGGUCGCUAUCACCCAGGCCAUGAUGGUGCUGAACUGGUUGGGCAGAUUGCCUUCUAGCUGA
This is a messenger RNA of Fonsecaea pedrosoi CBS 271.37, 1188 nucleotides long. RefSeq lists its product as uncharacterized. Bases 1 to 1188 code for a protein of 395 amino acids. The transcript has 3 exons. The record is from RefSeq and is a predicted model, not a curated record. NCBI's taxonomy places the organism in Eukaryota, Fungi, Ascomycota, Eurotiomycetes, Chaetothyriales, Herpotrichiellaceae.